Messenger RNA from Periconia digitata, 556 nucleotides. NCBI's taxonomy places the organism in Eukaryota, Fungi, Ascomycota, Dothideomycetes, Pleosporales, Periconiaceae. The record is from the annotation of a GenBank genome assembly.
CAAGUAUAUUUCAGUUUUCUAAACAAAACAUACUGGAAUAAAGGAGGUAGAAGCAGUCAAGAACAAGCUGUACCGGAAUGUGGAAUACAUCAAACAACAAGUAGACAUAAACAUACCCAAUCUCCACACAAUCUCCCCAUAUUCCACUAUACAUCUGCUCUCUCAAAACUCCAAUCUCCUUCAAUUGAAUCAUUAAAAACCACAACUUCACUUCAAAAGACGAAAAGAAAUGACCACGAUAGUAAAUCACGACAACCCCAGUCCCACGGUACUCAUUCUCACAGCUUCAAUCUACAUAAACACAAAAUACCCCUUUUCCCUCCUACCUUCAACUUCCACAUGCACAGACUCUAUCUACAUAACCCAACUUCACUGACCCAGUGGCUGAUCGCACCCCAUUCUUUCGGAACCGAUCUCAUUAGAACGAAAUCAGUUCAAUAAUCACAACCAUGUAACAAAAAGAUAAUAGAGAAAUAGACGCUAGAGGGUGAAUAUCAAUAGAUCCCAACCUGACUUUAUCCCAGCUCAAGAGUUUUGAAGUCCGCCGUUCACCACU